UCAUCAUCAGACCCGAUAAAGCUUUCUAAAGACCCAGGCGGAAGUGCGGUAUGUUGCUUCGUCGUCCAAGAUACAAUCAGCGAAGAGUGGUGGGAAAUAUACAGCACAAGCUCAACAUACGGCCUGGUAAACGUGACGGCCGUCACCACCUAUGUCACAAAAGGGCCCGAUGGCUUGGGAACAAUAAUCGGGAGUAAUUCCUCUGUGACCGUGACAAACACCUCGUUCAUGUUUAGCUACAAUGUGGGCGUGAACCCUCUCGCCACAUUGUCCAACCCAGCACCUGGUCCCUCUGAGACCGACAAUCCGUUGACUGGAACCGCUACCAUGACCGGCGGCGAGCUCGUGUAUGUAGACUCCGAGUCGAAAGUCUUUGACCACUGACUGAACCUUCCAACUAGGAAAUCGCCAGCUGCAUUUUACGUCUACAACUCUGUCAAAAUCAUUACUGCUGAAGCCGUCUAUGACGAGGGCGGGAACAUAAUGUGCGCCACAACCUCCAAAGGGUUUCUCAACAUAAAUUCGAACGCUGAAGCAUACUUCGGCGGACCAAGUAUCGCGGGCCAAGUCGUUUCCGAGUCAGAGUACGAAGGAGUGGUUUCGACGACCCUCACGUUCUUUGAGCCCACAUCAUUUACCACGACCCCAAUAAGGACCGCAACACUAGUGAGUCAAACGACGUACUAUACUAACUCGGACGACGAGCUCGUGACACCUCCUCCUCGCCAACCAGGCGUCGUCAUCUCCCUGACAGCGCCUUUCAUCUACCAACCUCCAUGGGGCGAGACCGGUGCUCUCGAACCGACCAGCGAAUGCGUGCAAGGAAGCGGCCUGGAGCAAUACGGAUACAUUCCGCAAACCUUGCUGGACUUCCUCAUCCAGGAGCCAGCAUACAGCGCACAAUACCCAGGUCUGAAAGGCUGCGUGCCAGGCGGCCCGUCCAUAAUCUUCCAGCGGUGCUUUCUCGCACCUCACACAACACCCCCACCACCACUACCGUCAACGGUAGCGAUACCAGCCGGUGGAGGCCUCACCUCCUCAUCCACGGUCUAUAUGCCGAGCGUCAUGGCAACGCCCGCGCCGUCAGAUACACAGCUUGGAGACACGGUGCCAACGAGCGCUGCUCCAGCCCCAAAGCAGACUCCGCCUUCCAAUCCAGACCCAUCACCCAACUCAAUCGGCGCCAUCAUAAACUCCAUUCUCGGCAAUUCGCCUCCACUGCCUCCAGGCCAAUCAGCCGGAUUCUCAACACAAGUCAUAGGCGGAACUUCCGUCCUCGUAAUCCCCGGCCCGACAACGAUCCCCCUAUCCCUCGCUCCGCCGGGGCUGCAAGGGAGCACAACCGUGAUAUCCGACACGACCUUCCUCUCCGUCCCCUCGUCCACCACGCUCCCCAACCCCGCUUCAAACCCUCUCCCAAAUCCAGGCGGGAUCUUCUCCUCUUCGAUCGUGGGAGGGAGUACCGUGUUGGUGGUGCCUCAGACGACGAUUCCGCUUGCGCAGGCGCCGCCGGGCUUGCAAGGGAGUACGGUGGUGCAGGACGGGACGACGAUGCUUGUCGUGCCUGGUCCUACCACGGUUGCGUUACCGGCGGACUCCAACGGUGCAAUGGGCCCGGUGGGAACAACCAUAAUAAACGGGAUUGCGUACCUGCUCAUCCCUUCGCCUACAGCACAACAGCUUCCGGGUGUGGGGGUACUGACGACGAUCGAUGGGCAGCAGGAGUGGAUUCUUGGACCGACGACCGUUCCGGUUAGUGCGCUGGGUGGGCUGGAUGUCAGUGGACGGACGACAGUUAUUGGGGGUAUCACGGAGGUUGUGAUUAGUGGGAGCACGACUGUCGGGUUGAAGACGGGGAGUAGUGCUGCGGCAAGUGUUAGUGUGAGCGUGAGUGUAUUGACGACGACUGUUGUUGUGACGAGUUCGACGCCAACGACGAAGAAGAAUGCGGGGGGAACGGUGGAUGUUGGAUGGGAGGGAGUGGUUGCUCUUCUCGGCGUAAUGAUGUUGAUACUGAGAUGAUGUGAGAGAGAACAAGUUGAGCAUGAACGGUUGCCACUUGGCCUAUGACGGCGUUGAGGGAAUGGGAAUAUAGACAAGCAUGAAAGGAGUUCGUUGCUCUUGGCGCCGUGGUUGGAUUUUGAUACCCUGCGAUGGACCGACCUACUUGGGCGAAUUUAACGAUUUGAUAUCCGCCCCGGAACCCGAGAAUAAGUCAAUAUACUAUAAAGGGAUGCAACAAGAGAGGGAAAGAAACCCGGUAAAUAUACUAGUCUUUGCCCACCAUUCUGUCUGUCUCUCUAUCUU
Messenger RNA from Hyaloscypha bicolor E, 2307 nucleotides. RefSeq lists its product as uncharacterized. Lineage: Eukaryota; Fungi; Ascomycota; Leotiomycetes; Helotiales; Hyaloscyphaceae. The record is from RefSeq and is a predicted model, not a curated record. The transcript has 2 exons. Bases 484 to 2022 code for a protein of 512 amino acids.